Molecule: messenger RNA, 1725 nt
Organism: Closterium sp. NIES-65
Lineage: Eukaryota; Viridiplantae; Streptophyta; Zygnematophyceae; Desmidiales; Closteriaceae
Source: the annotation of a GenBank genome assembly
AUGGGUCUCCACUCACACAUCGUCGUGCAAGAGCACGAGCUCUACGGUUUCCAAUGCCGCGGGCUGUUCGCGCACAGCUUUAUCGCUCAAGGCGAGGUCGUUUGCGAUUGGGACGAAGGAGAGAUUCGCGGGUACCACGCAUCUGACUUAUCAGCGGAACCCGAUAAGGAGAAGCGCGAGACAAUGAUUCGUUAUGCGUACAUGGUCGGUGACGACUUGUACGACACGACAGCCGACCCCGAGGAUGACCCGAGCUUUUAUUACAACCACUCGUGCGACCCUAACACGUGGUACGCUAACCCACGUUGCAUGGUCGCCCUGCGCGACAUUCAGCCGGGCGAGCACGUCACGUACGACUACGCCUGCACGGAGACGGAGGGUAGCAUGCACGCCGGCCUGCGCUGCCGCUGUGGCGCCGCGUGCUGCCGCGGAACGCUUAACUUCACCGAGUGGCGCUCGCACGACUGGCAGCGACGGUUCGCCGGCCACUGCUCGGCUUAUAUCGAACGGAAGAUGGCCGAGUCGGGGUGGUACGACCCGCGCGUGGUGACUCGUUACAAGGGUCGCGGCGCGGACGCCUUCAAGGGGCUGUUCGCAUUGGCGAGCAUCCGACGUGGCGAACCGCUUCUCGUCUUCGCCGGCAAGCUUGUCGGCCUCGACUACCUGCUGGGAAGCGACGAACGCGUUCGGGAGCUCUCGCUGCGAGUCAACGAUAACCUCUGGCAGGUGCCGGAUCCGACGCGUGGGCCCGAGACGCCCGAUUUCAUCAACCACUCGUGCGAUCCAAACUGCGGAUUGGAAGACUCGGUGACGGUGGUGGCCUUGCGGAACAUCGCGCCAGGCGAAGAGUUGAGCAUCGACUACGGGAGCACCAACGCAGGCGUCGUCCGCACCAGCAGCGACAACUUCAGUUGCCACUGCGGCGCGUCGAUCUGCCGCGGGGUAGUCACGUGCGACGAUUGGCGGCUGCCCGAGCUGCGGCAACGACUAUGGCCGUUCUUCCCGCCGUUCAUCAAGCGGCUGAUCGUGAGAGAGUCGGAGAAGUCGGACUUGAAGCGGUCUGAGAGUGAUGAGUCGUGCGAGUCGAUCGAAGGUGAUGAACUGGCCUUCACCACGAAGAUGAAGAAACAGUGGCGUAACCUAAUAGUGCUAUGGCGUGAGUAUAAGAAGGCCGACGAGGGGUCGGGCAACGGCUCCGUGGAGAAACCACCUUGGUACUCGUACGUUGACCUGCACAACCAGGACACCGCCGCAGCCGCACCUCAUGCCGUGGACGGAGGUGGCGCGAAUAACGUCAACGUCCCGGCAGGCAUGGAGGUUCCGCAAUCGUCCCAGCCAGGCACGUCAACCCCUUGUUUCACUGCUCCUCCGCCAACGACUCCUGCCACACCGAGGCGUGCCCGGGUGCAUGAGACGGCCACCAUGCAAGCGGCCAUGCUCGUAUCUGCCACCAUCAAGGACUGCCAUGGCGACGCUAUGAACCGCAUCGAAGGCCUCGUCCGUCAAUGGAUGGCGCAAGAUCUCAGACUUGCCCGUGAGCGUAUGACAGAGUCGGCUCCCCCGGAUGUGCACCGCACGCCCCAUGAAUUCUCUCCACCGCCGCCACGCGGGGAGUCCGCGCCUGCUCCCGAAACCGCACGGACGCGUGUGGACGAGGGCGACGGCGACACCGCUAUGUCGGCGGAUGAGGAUGUGGAAGUAUGGGUUCGCGGCGCCGACGAUUAG